This is a messenger RNA of Helianthus annuus (common sunflower), 2539 nucleotides long. RefSeq names its product protein WHAT'S THIS FACTOR 9, mitochondrial. The transcript has 4 exons. The record is from RefSeq and is a predicted model, not a curated record. NCBI's taxonomy places the organism in Eukaryota, Viridiplantae, Streptophyta, Magnoliopsida, Asterales, Asteraceae. Gene Ontology annotation, molecular function: RNA binding. The coding region runs from base 920 to 2113 and encodes 397 amino acids.
UAUCGAAAGAGGAUUCGAAAGGCCCAAUUUCAUUCAUAAAUUAGACCCAAUAUGAAGUACCCGACCUGACCUGAUUCAUAAAUUUCGGUUCAUAUCGAUUACUCUGUAAUCAAUCAUUCCAUCCUGCGAUUCAAGGCGUAAUAUUGAUUCCAUUGGAUUCUGGAUUGCCCACAAUCGGCAUCUUUUUCAUCCCUUUUGUGUUUUCUUCACCAACCGAACAAGGUUGGAGCUUUCUGUAGGACCGAAAUCUGCUCACCCUAUGCAACAAGAUGGUCAUGAAACUGUAAACCCAAGCCAGAGUAAUCGGAAUCAGAAUUCGCAAUACCCAUCUCAUUGUUCCUGAAGUUGCAUACUGACAAGCAACUACAGAGAAAUUAGCUCAUAGCAACUCGAUUGAGCACUUAAUCGAGCAGCAACUCGGUCAAGCAGUUGAUUGAGCAGGUUAGCAAAUUGAACUCCUGGUGUAUAAUUCUUCGAUUUCGAAUAUGGUGUUCUUAAUUCAUGUAUGCUAUUGCUAUCAAUGUCUUAUUUUGACCCAUUUUAACCAAAUCAUAUUUUUGCCCCCACCGACAAAAAAUCUUGUAUACGUCAUUGUUAUAUUAAAUCGUGUUAAACAGUUCGUGUUCGUUUAACCCAUUUAUUAACAAGUUUUUGUUUGGGUAAUUGAAACAUUUAGUAUAUAUUAUAUAAAGUAAACAUUUUCCUUCAUUUUUAUCUUAUAGGUUUUGUAAAACAUACCUACAAGGAGCGCACAUUACAACCAAAGUUGCUAGCCUCAUGUUUGAUUAUUAUUAUUAUUAUUAUUAUUUUUUGAACAUAAAAUUCACACCACUACCACUUGUAUGAGUACUAACCGUUUUGAUCGAUCUUCUGCAAGAUUGUGAAGAAAAUUGGUGCAGGGUCCGUCAUUGUAGAGAUUAUGAGUAUGGCAAGUAGUAAAAAUCUCAGAAAAGUGGUAAAUAAGGUUCUCUUUUUAAAUCAAUACACACCCACCUGGCGACACAUUCGAAAUCACAGUUACACCAAUGUAUACAUGAAAUGGAAAAGUGAUUCAUACUUCGAUUCAAUUGAAUCAAUCCACAAAUCCAUCCAACUCAAACCCAUAAUCGCUCUCAAGAACCGUAUUACAGCCUCUCCAGACAGUUGCAUCCCGGUUUCCGAUGUUUCAAAGAAAGGGAUACAGUUAGAAAUACCCAUUAAGGUUGCUAGGUUUCUUCGAUUAUACCCGUCGGUUUUUGAGGAGUUCAUCGGACCCAAAUACAAUUUACCCUGGUUUAGACUAACCCCAGAGGCUGCAAUCCUUCAUGAUGAAGAACAAGCUGUUUAUCGGGAUUUUAAAGCCGACUUACAAGAAAGAUUGAGAAAAUUGAUACUUAUGAGUGUUGAAAAUAAGUUGCCUUUGAAGAUAAUUAAAGGUAUGUUGUGGUAUUUAGGGUUACCGGAGGAUUAUUUGGACGGAAAUGUUGACGAGUGUUUUAAGGUAGUUGAAAUGGGCGAUGGGCUGAAGGGAUUAUCGGCUGUUCAAACCAAAAAGACGUUGUCGGUGAUUCAGAAGAACGCACUAAGAACCGGAGUUUAUAACGGUGGAAAAAUGGAAUCCAUUUCGUUUCCGAUGUUUCCAUCUAAGGGGUUGAGGUUAAGAAGCAAGAUUUUGGAUUGGUUGGAUGGUUUUCAGAAACUUCCGUAUGUUUCACCAUAUGAGGAAUGCUUGGAUUUAUGCCCGGGUAGUGAUUUGGCUGAGAAACGGGUCGUGGGUUUGCUCCAUGAGUUGCUUAGUCUAUUUGUGGAACAUUCUGCUGAGAGGAAGAAGCUUUUGUGCUUGAGAAAGUAUUUGGGGCUGCCACAGAAAGUUCAUAAGGUGUUUGAGCGACAUCCGUGUAUGUUUUAUCUAUCUUUGAGGAAUGACACGUGCACUGCGAUAUUGAAAGAAGCGUAUUGUGAUAAAAUGGCUAUUGAGGCCCAUCCUCUUGCAACGGUAAGGAGAAAGUAUAUUGAUUUGGUGAAGGAAUCGAAAGUUAUAUUGAAAAACCGAAGGCUGCAAAAUCAUUCUUUUUGCUCGGGUGAAGGGGAUUUGAAGGUUGAAGAUACUCAUAGUGCAAGUCAAUGUCUAUAAAUUCGUUUAGCUCUAUUUCACAUGUGGGUACCGUUGUCCAUCAUGGAUCAAAGGAGGCGAUUGUUGUGAUAAAAGAGAAGGCUGUUGCACAAAUAGAUGUCCAUAUCGGUCUUUGGAACUAAAAAGGCAUUUGGAGACUAGAAGGAACAACUCUUGAAGGACUAAAUCCCGAGCGCUUAUGUUGCUUUGACUAACUAGAACAUGUGUAAGAUUAUUCAGCAAAUUUGCAAAACUCCAAAAUGUUUGUUAUGUUAAUGCAUCCUUUAUAUCUAAUUAUUGAUGAUCUCAGUGGUGAAGGAUAACACUUGAUUAACUUCUGCUCCUUGCACUAUAAAGUGGAAUUUUGUAUAGAUCAUUUGAGCCUUAUAUUUUUAUCCGUAGAAGCAAGUGCACUUUUUGUGCAUGUUUGGUGACCUGUUUAAACAA